Micropterus dolomieu (smallmouth bass) is the source of this 1370-nucleotide messenger RNA. RefSeq lists its product as uncharacterized. The transcript is spliced from 6 exons. The coding region runs from base 104 to 1051 and encodes 315 amino acids. The record is from RefSeq and is a predicted model, not a curated record. NCBI's taxonomy places the organism in Eukaryota, Metazoa, Chordata, Actinopteri, Centrarchiformes, Centrarchidae.
GCUGCUUAUCACACAAAAAAAGGUGCAUAAACGACCCUUCUUUUAGUAUAGAGUUCACAGUUCAGUGUUCAACAGCUGCAAAGAAGACAUCGCACCAUUGUGAAUGCAAAAAACAAUGAUUUCCACCUACAUGAUCAUGACCGCUCUGACAACAACAGCUCUGGCAACAACAGCUCUGACAAAAGGGUCAACUGAAUGCAAUUUCUCUGGACGCUCUGAAACUCAGCAGUGUUUUGGAGCCGUUGGACAGCUGUUGAUUUUUCAUUUGCCAAAUGCACCAAAUACAGAGGUUAGGUUGACAAAGGAUGAUAAAUAUCUCAUUUUAAAAAUAGUCAAAAAUCAGAUAGAGACUGCCCAUAAAGAAUAUACAAAUCUGUCUGAUCGCUUCACCAACGGAACAAUCAAACUAGGUAAAGCAAUGAAGAGACACUCUGGAGAUUACCUGUUGGAAGAAUUUGGAUCUAACGGUGCUUCACUGAAAAAAGUUAAAGUGCAUCUACAAAUACAAGUUCCAGUGUCAAAGCCAGCUGUGUCUCAGAUGUGUUUGUCACAAGAACAGAUGGACAUCACCUGCUCCUCUGAGGGAGAUGGAGUAGAGUUCAUUUUGACUUUGGACGGUCUCUUACUGAUACAAACCAGAGGCCACAACCAGUCCCCAAGCAGCUGGACUGCAAACAUGCAGUCAGUGGCUGGGAAUAAAACUGAACAAGACAAACCCAGUGUUACAAAUGUGACGAUCAGCUUACACGGUCAGCUGACUGGAAAAUUGCUGUGCAAUGUUUGGAACAAUGUCAGCAGAGAUGAAACAGUUAUUCACCUACAAAGCUGCAAAGAUUUAGUUGGUUCCUUCCAUGUUGUGACUGUGGCUGUGACAGCUGGUGUUGUCACUAUCCUUCUCCUUGUGGCUCUGUGUCUCAGUAUAAAACAUCAACAUUACGAACAAAGACCCACGACUGUUAUUAAUGAGGGUAACUUUGAUGAAAUUUCUGACGUUGUCUACACAGAUGUUAGAGUGAUAAAAAACAGAAAAAGCCAGACUCAACUGACAUAAUUUUCUCCUAAAACAUUAUUUAGCAUUUUGAAAUGUAACUUAAGUUAAACCUUGCUGCAAACCUAUAAAACCCUUGUGAUAAAAAAAUGUGAUCACGGAUCAUUGUCAUGCCUGUCCAAAAGUUUUUUUCUUUUGUGAUUAGUAUGCUUGCAAAUAUAUCUAUUGUGCACUAUUUUCACACUAGUUUUAUUUUCUAUAGGUUUCUAAACUACUAUAUUUAAAUUGUUAAAGUUGUUUUUUAAGCAUUCAUGCAUUUGCUUACCAAAAAUGAAAAUGCCAUUAUGUGAUUUUAUUUUCUGUUGCUCUGUAAUUGUGUGGU